AUGCAGCGAAGUUCAGCUGGAUCGACGGUGCUGCUGCAGGCCCGACCUCAGAACGGCCUGCCGAUGCCGUUGAUCCGCGAGCCGAACCCCAUCCGGCUCAUGUCCAGCUCCUCGACCUCACGUCUUCCGGAGGAGGAAAACGGCGAGGAACAUCUCCAGCAGCCGUCGACGUCCACAGCCCAGCCUUCUCCAUUGUACCAAGAAGAGAACGUCUUUUUCGAGCAGGUACUGCUUUUUUGAUGAAAAACCACAAAAACUGAGGUUAACAGAGAUAGUGAAAGUCUUCAAGUGUUUAGGGUGAGCUUAGAGAGUAGAUACAGUUCAAGAAAGUUCAAAAAAAGUCCGAAAAAUGCGUAGUUAUUUUAGGACAGUAUUAGAAAAAUGGGAAGAAUUGAAAAUUUUUUCUCAAAAUUGAUAUUUGUGAAAAGCGCUCAAUACUCCAAAUGUCUUAGAAGGGUUUUUAUCACACUCCAAAUUUGGAAACUGAGAUAUUUUUCAGAUUGGGAAAAUGCCUCUACGAGUUCCUAAUAAUUUAUCCAUAAAGUAAAAAUCUCUAUAUCUUCAAACAAUUUUUUUCAUUUUCUAAAAAGGAAGUAUAAAUGUGAUUCUAACUCUACAAAAUUGCGAAAUUAAAAAAAGAAGAUCAAAAAAAGAAUCAAAAUUUUUAACCUUAAAAUAAUCAACUCUUUGAACCUUAAUUCCGCUCAAAAAGGAAUUUCAAGAAACUUAUUUAGGAUCAAGUUAUUACAAUUCAUUCACGGCUGAAAAAAGUUCAACGAGUAGAAGUGCCAGAAAAAAGCGGCAUUAUGCGUUUCUGUAGUAGUUUUUGAUAAAAGUCAGCAAUAACCUUUUUUAGACCAUUAAAAUCGCGCCUAAAACGACAAUUUUUUUUUUAGCAGUCUCAGGAAAAUCCUGAAGAGAACGCUCCUGAACAAAUACCAAACGGCAAAACGGAGACGAUGCCAGCCUUGACGCCGAUCUACGUCAAGACGAACGGCAGUUCCUUCGGGGAGAAGCCGAGCAAGCCGUACAGGGCAGAAGGCUCCCUGACGUCGUCGCCGAAGAGCAGCGGGACGGAGCGCGUCUCCUCGCAGGAGCCCUUGUCCGUCGACAGUCCCCACGUCGUUUACAGUUCCGGACCGCCGUCUCCCCGUCUCGUCGGUCCCGUCUCCUCCAGCUCCCAGGAGUCCUCCGCCCAGGACUCUCAGCAGGUCUCCCCGGCCUUUUUCCACACGGGCGGCGAAGGCUCUUCGGUUAGUUUUCGUGAAUUCUUCUGAAAGGAAUGUUUGUUAGAAAGUUUCAACAGCCUUUUUUGUUGAAGUUUUGAUUUUUAUCCGAGAAAAUAGCAAAAAACGCGCUUUGAAGGCUGUAAGACGAAUGAAAAAAAACUGAGAAGCGUUAACCAAAAUACUUUCAUUUUUCAAUUUUUAUUUGAGAAAGUCAGAUAAAGAAUUUUCCUUGUAAAAAUGAACAGAAGAAAAAAAUGUGUUGUACGAAAGUUGAAGAAAAAUGAACGAUUUAUUCUUUUUCCCACGUUUUAUCAGCAGUGAUAAACAAUCCAUUAGCUCGACAAACAUUCUAGAAAGCUUUGAAAGCUUUUUAAAAGCUUUUAGAGCUUUCUAGAAUGAUGACGGUGCUUCGUAGGUUUGAUGAAAUCGUAUUUUUUCUUAUUUAUUUCAUCGCCUUGUCUUGAGUUUAUUUCGCGAUUUUUUGUUUUAAAGCCCUGUCCGUCGUUUCUAAGACGAAUUUUUGAAGUUUUAGAAUUAAGUUGUGUCUUGUUUUCGCGCUUUCAUGCAAGAAACUAUUAGAAAAAAAUUUAAUGUAAGCUCUAUAGAAAAAAAAGAAUGCGCUGGGAACUUUUUCGUUUUAGAAAAGCCUUCCGAUGGAGCCGACAGCUGUGAAUCCUGAGGAUGGAGUUAGGAAGAAGAGGAAGUACACGAGGAGGCAGUUCAACAACAACAACGAGCAAAUCUCGCGGAAAAGCCACAGGUUCCUUGUGGGACAGUACUGUUUUUCAAGUUCUAUUUGCAGAAUAAAUAGAAGCGAGAACGACGCGGAGGACCUCGUCGACAACUACAUUGGAUCGAGUAAGCGACAAGGUGAGAUAGAACCCAAAAAAGUGAAACUGAAACCGAAAGGUUCGUUUAGCUGCCGCUUAUCAAGCGCCGCGCGGUCUCAAACGGAUCCCGCAUCGAUUUCCGACCCUGGUCAAGAACCGAUUGAUCAUCGAUAUGGUAUGUUUUGAAUCGAAAUUUAAUUGCCGAAAUACGCUUUUUUCUAGAAUGGCCCAAGCACGAGAAGCAAUCCGGACACUGAAGAUCCCUUGAAGAAACGCUACGGACGGAUAAAUAUCGGAAAAGAUCAUCAGGUAAACACUGAAAAAGGUUCAAGUAAAGAAAAUUAUAAAAAUUUUUUUUUUCAUUUCUUUCGUCUUGUUUAUGGCCAUGAGUCCCAUUUAACGUUGAAUUUUUCUGAAAUUGCGCAAAAAAACAAGAAGGAAUGUCACUAAUUAACUAUUUUCAACUUGAAUCUUUUGAACUUUUUUUGGCUGAAAAAAGGAAAAUUGAACAGCAGGAAAGGGCUCCUGAAAGAUUUGAAAAAUUCCAAAAAAAGAUGACAAAAGAUUUUCUGAGCAAGAACUUUUCGGCUCAAAAAUAAUACGAAGUCCCAGUUAUAAAGAAAAUUUGAAACUCCCAAUUUUCACCCUUUUUUCCAAUUAAGCAAAUUCGCAUUCAAUCCUCCAGGGGACACUCAGUUCUAUAUCAUUUCUUUGAACCUUUUGUUAUUUUUUCUCCUUUCCUAUUAGUAAAACUCGAUUUUAAGAGCAGGAACUAGUUUGAAGAAAAAAAGAGUUUAGUUCAAAUGGAAAAGAAACGUUUUUUUAAAAAUUAUUCACGUAAUCCAGGUCUUUUCAAAAACUUUCCUUUCUACAAAUUUUACUCUGUUAAACUGAAAUUCUUGAAAAAAAUUACUCCAUUUUCAAGGUCGACCUUCCUCCGGUCAUGGAACGCUCCAGCGCUGAGGAGACUGAGGACAAGGAGGAAUUGAUUUUUUCUGAUCCUGAUGGAAGGCUCAGCACUUCGAUAGACGAUGCCUGGAACGUCAUCAGAAGGCAGUUCGACAAUCGGAUUCCCUUCGACGCGGUUUGUAAUUCAAUGAUUUUCUUGAAGAUUCAGAUUUUUGCAGGUUUUGCACCGACUGAUGAGCUGUGACUUCGACAUCAACGCAAUGCUGCAGACGAUUGAAUUGGAGCUGGACAAUCUUCCGCAGCCCUUUGAAAGGUUUUUUUCUGGCUUAAGCAUAAUUUUUUCAUGAUAUACCAUUUUGCAGAUUAAAUGUGGCGCAGCAGGAGGAAUUUGAAAGAGCGAUUCGAAAAACCAAAGUGCCGAAAAUGGUCUCGUCGAAGACCGUGGAGAAACAGCGAUUCGCCGAGAUCCAGGAACAAUUUGUGAGUUUUAAUUUCAUUUUUCUGAUUCUUCUUUGAAAAAAGAAAGAAAGGUAGAGCUGCUGAAAAAACUCACCAGUUUUUCAGUGUGUCUAGGUGAAAGUCUGAAAGAGUUUGCAGAGAAUUUGAAAAAUUCACAAGUUAUACCCUGAGCUCUAAAAAUGACAGACCGAUAAAAAACUGUCAAUCUAAUUUCUUUUCGCCUUUGUAAAUAUUUUUUCUGAUAGUUUGGAUUUUUCAGAUGCGCAGCCAUUACAUUGGCGAAAUCGUCGAGUAUUAUUACACGACGAAGAAACAUUGCUGCAUCAACGAACGCUAUGCGCGUUGUCUUUGCAGAGAAAGGUUAGUUUUUGAACAUUCGUUUUCAAAUUUUUCGAAACUUUUAAUUGUUUUUUUGAUCUAAUAAACUCUGAAAUUACAUUUAAAAAUCGAUUUCUUAGGCGAAUUGCAACUUUCGCCGAACGUUUUAGCGAUGUAGCGAAAGAUUUUCGAAAUCAAAAAAAUUUCAAAAAAAUUUCCGGAAAGUUUCGAUAUCCGAUAAAUUUCUUUUUUUGCCGCUUUUUUUCAAUCGUUUUCCACAGUAACGAAUGUUUUUUUAAGUUUUGCCUUUCUCUAUUUUUUUCUCGUUUCAUGGUUUUUUUCAAACAUUUUUCAAUGCUUUUCGAUACGAAAAAAACAAAACAUGAAUAAAAAAAUUCUUAAUUUCGAGCAAUCUGAAGCUCAUUUUUUUCUCCGAAAAAAAAAAUGAUUCAGUAGUUUUUUUUAAAGAUUUACGAGUGACGUUCCGCCAAAAGUUACUCGUGUCGAGUGCUUCAACUGCACUAAGACCGUCUGGCAUGGCGGAAAACGCGAGAAGAAAAUCUGCCUCAUCUGCGAUCUCUAUCACAGGUAGAACAAGAAAUGAAAAAAAGCUUCAAGUGAAAAAAAAUCUUUUUAGGCGCACUGGACAUCACCGAAUUUGUUCGGGCGGCUUUACUGAGAAAGAAAUCGAAAUUCUGGAUCUCUGGGCGAAGCUUCAGAACGACUUCCAGACCUUCUUGUCUUUGAAAGAGGUAUUUUUGGUUUGAAAAAUGGCGAACUCUUUGUUAAAAUUUGAAAAAAAAAAAGAGAAAACCUCAAAAUUUCUCAAAAAUAAUAACGAAAACUGAAGUUAAAAAAAUCUAGUAGUUGACAUAAAAAAUAUUCAAACAAUUAUGCUUGAUCUUUAUUUGAAACUCUUCAAAAAAAAUUUUUUUUAGGUAACUGAAUAUAUGGAAAAUGAGCGUCUGGAAGAACUUCGGUCAAGACCUUUGACCCAAGAAGAGGUAAUAUUUUUCUACCAACCUAGGAAAAUCAAAAUUGUGAUUUAAAAAAAAGAUUUAUAGUUUUGUUCUUUAGACUUCAAUGCUUCCCACGAAAUGGGCCACGGAGAAGCAAGAUUUGGUGCAACUGACGAAGAAGUUUGAGCCGCGAGCUCUUCCGGGGUGAGUUUUGGAGAAAAAAGUUAUCUUUUUCACUCUGUGACGGCUAUUUUGAAUUUCACAGAAUCACUAUGAAUACAGCAUAAAAUUAUAAAUUAAAGUUAAAACUUGAUUUUCAUACGUCAUUUUUUUCAAAGGAUUGAAGUUGAUUUUAAGGCUAAUAUGUUAUAUCUCGAAGUUGUGUAAUUUGAUAUUUCAAAUUUAAGUUUUGCAGAUGUACGUUGGCUGCACCGGAAAACUAUGAAAUGUUAGCAUUUCGCGUGAAGCACUACUCCGAAGCGGAAAAACUUUUAUUCAUGAAAUGUAAGAAAAGAAAAUCUAUCGGUUCAAAAGAACUCUUUCCAGACUUUGAACUGCUCGGAAAUGAUUUCGAGACGGUGGCGGAAAAAAUGCAUCGUUCCGUGACAGAAGUCAGCGUGUUCUACGUCAGAUUCAAGCGACUUUUGGGUCUCCCUGAGGUUGGAUCAUGCUUCAUCUACCAGAUGAAAUUCUUGAAAGUAGAAUUUCUGAUUGCUGAGGAUCUUUAAAGUAGAUUUCUCGAACCUCUAAAAAUUAAAUCUUUUAGAGCUUAUAGCUAAAAACCAAGGAGUUGUGUAGACUAUCCUUUCUAGUUGUUACGAUCUUCAAGGAACUUCUCAUGAAAUUUUCCGCAAAAUCCCGAGUGAAAAGAAAUCGCCUCCUCUGUAAAAAAUUUUUCUCGACCUUGUCCUAAUUUUCAGUUUUCUCAUAUGAAGGAGUGUAAAAAACUCGUUCCAAAGCGAUGCUUUCAUUUCAAAUUAUCUUCAGUUCGUUUUUCGAAACGAGUCUUCACGUGUUUAUUUUGAGGUGGUGCAGAUGGCGAACGCGCGACUUUCCCGUUCUCCUAAGCGCCAUUGCACGCCAGACGACGGCGAACAAGAAAAGACGGACGGUUCGAAGACGAAGAAACGUCGGACCAUCGCGGCGACGAUGGAGGACGACCCUCAGCCCAAGAGAUCGCGCCAUUCCUACCCCAAGUAG
Molecule: messenger RNA, 5904 nt
Organism: Caenorhabditis auriculariae
Lineage: Eukaryota; Metazoa; Nematoda; Chromadorea; Rhabditida; Rhabditidae
Source: the annotation of a GenBank genome assembly